AUGGACGUCAUGUCACAGGUCAAAGAGCAGUCGCACACGGCCGACUUCGCUUCGGGGGUAAACCGGCAGGCAUCUACGACAUCCUCGUCGGCGUCCUCUGGCUACUCGUACAACUCCGACUACAGUGCCCGGGGCUCCCAGUACUCGACAAACACAAGUCCCGGCCAGUCCCCUUACCUCGCCCACAAGCGUGGUCAGAGCGAACUGGUAAGAUCACACACGUUUGACCUCACCGAGAGAGAUGGAAGUCCGAGCCCGACGAAGAGGUCUGGUGGCGGACAGGACAACCUAUACGCCACCAUGAGGCAGUCCCUUCGCCCGCUACCUCAGGCACCGGCACAAAGCCCAGCUGUGGCCCCAUCACCGCCUAGGCAUACACCGUAUCACGACCGCGGGUCCAGCGUUGAUGUUGCGAAACCCUCUCUCCCACCGUCCCCGCGCUACUCCCUCACCUCCCGCGACCGAGGCCAAACCUUCCAUGGCGGUCAGAUCAGCUCGGCGGUGGCACCCUCGCCGCCUCGCACCUCCUACCAGCAUGAGCGAGGCCAGAGCGUGGACCCUGCCCCCAGCCCCUCAUCCCAGCUCGUACACCACACAACGACCCACCUCGCGAAACCCGAUCUCGAAAAGCUAGGCCGCUCUGCCACGAGCCAGCUCCGGACGCUCUCAACUCUUGCCCAGUCCGAAUCCGCCGAGGACUUUGUCAUCACAUCUCCUGAUCAGGAAGUCGUCGGUCUCCGUGGCCGGCGCCGACUCCAACGAGUGGGCAAGGAAAAUAACAGGCCCGGCGCGGGCAACGGAGGGUACGGUUGGGAAGGCCGCAACUGGAUGGACAAGCAACGUCAGUUCCUCCAAGCUUAUGAAUACCUGUGCCACAUUGGAGAGGCCAAGGAGUGGAUCGAGGACGUCAUGAAUAAAAGCCUGCCUCCCAUCAUCGAGCUGGAGGAGGCACUGAGGGAUGGUGUGAGCUUGGCCGAGGUGGUCGAGUCGCUCAAUCCUAACCAGCGGUACCGCAUCUUCCGACACCCCCGUCUUCAGUUUAGGCACUCGGACAACAUCGCCAUCUUCUUCCGUUAUCUAGAUGACGUUGAUCUGCCUGAUCUCUUCCGGUUUGAACUCAUCGAUCUGUACGAAAAGAAGAAUAUCCCCAAAGUCAUCUACUGUAUCCACGCGUUGAGUUGGCUUCUCUACCGCAAGGGAAUCCUCGACUUCCGUAUCGGUAAUCUGGGCCUAGACAAGCUCGGGGCCAGCAUGCCCACGUUCGGCAAUAUGGGCGCCGACUUUGGCGUGGAGCCCGAGCCCGUAGAGACGGAGGAAGAGAGGAUAGACAGAGAGCUCGGAGAGAACGAAAGAUCCAUUGUCGGCUUACAGGCACAAGCUCGCGGCGCGCUCACGAGAAUGAGGCUGGGCGAGGUCAUGAAUGGUCUGUGGGACAACGAAGCCCUCCUCAUCGACUUGCAAGCCCGAAUCCGCGGCGACUUUUCACGGCAGAUUGUCGACUACCGGAUGGAAAUGAGGAGGUUUGCCGUCAACCUUCAGAGCGCAGCGCGAGGAUUUCUCGUCCGCCAGGGGCUCGCCAACACGGAACACUUUUGGAGGAGCAUGGAGCCCGAUAUUCUCGAGCUGCAGAGCAUGAUUCGCGCGUCCAAGGUGCGGAACAAGGUAUGCAGUGUGCAAUCUCAGCUGGUGCGACACGAGGGGCCUGUUUGCGAGGUUCAGUCGAUGGUCAGGGGCUUCUUGGUCCGGAAAGCACGGGCGGCCCAGAAACAGGAGACGGCGCAGUCAGCGGGUUCGGUGGCAAGCCUCCAGUCCGUCGCGCGCGGUAUGAUGCUGAGGGCGAGGAUGGCAGAGGACCAGAGGCUCCUGCACGGACAAGCCAAGGCCGUGACGGCCCUGCAGGCCUUUGCGAGGGCGGCGCUGACAAGACACCAGAUCUCUUCCCAGCUGGAGGACCUCGAGUCGUUCAACACCAAUUGGGAGGCGCUGCAGGCUGCCGCCCAGGGCAACCUCGUCCGAUCGCGACUUCACGAACUUCGCAGCGAACUCAAGUGCUUUAGCCCUCAAGUCACACUCCUUCAGAGCUUUAUCCGCGCCGCUGCCGCAAGGGCGGCCGUUGCCCAAGACUUGGAGGCUCUGCAAGAAAACGAAGCGUCCAUCAUUGACCUGCAAUCUCUGGUCCGCGGUAUGCUCGUACGCCAGCAACAACGCGCCGACAUUGAGGCGCUCAUCCGACAAGAAUCCAAGAUCCGCACCCUCCAGGCCCGCACCCGAGGAUACCUCUUCCGACAGCAAAACAAGCGGUUCCUCGAGGAACUCGAGUCGCAUACGCCCCAGAUUAUCCAGCUCCAGGCGUUUGCCCGCGCCGUGCUCGCGAGGGGAGAGGUGGAGGGCAUCGUCUCGGAACUAGAAGAUAACGAGGACUCCAUCAUCGCCUUCCAGGCGCGAGCUAUGGGCUUCAUCGUGCGCAAGAAAUUUGAAGAGAAGAAGAAGUACUUUAACGAAAACAUGCAAAAAGUUGUCAAGAUCCAGAGUUUUGUGCGGGCCAAGAUCCAGGGCGAGGCUUACAAGAAGGUGGAAUUCGAGAGGAUGCGCAAGACGGUGGUGCAGCAGGUACGGCAGAACGAGAUGGCGGAGCAGUACAUUGACCAGCUCGACAUCAAGAUUGCGUUGCUCGUGAAGAACAAGAUCACCCUCGACGAGGUGGUCCGGCAUCAGCACACCUUUGGCGGGCAUGCGAUGAGCAUGAUUGCCAACUCGUCCAUCGCGUCGACGAACCAAUUCGACCUCAAGGCGCUAAACAAGAGCUCAAGGAAGAAGCUUGAGCUGUACCAGCAGCUCUUCUUCAACCUGCAAACGCAACCGCAGUACCUUGCCCGCCUUUUCAGGAGGGUGCGUGAGCAGGGCAUGGGAGAGAAGGAGGUCAAGAAGACGGAGCUCCUUGUCAUGAGCCUCUUUGGGUACGCGCAAAAGAGGCGUGAGGAGUACUACCUGCUCAAGCUUGUGGCGAGGUCGAUUCGCGAGGAGGUAGAGGGCUGCCGGACGGUGCAAGACUACAUGCGCGGCAACUUCUUCUGGAGUAAGCUCGUGGCCAACUACACGCGUUCCCCGAGGGAUAGGAAGUACCUUCGAGACCUUUUGGGGCCUUUGAUUCGCGACAACAUUGUCGAGGACCCCGCGCUCGAUCUCGAGAGCGAUCCCAUGCAAAUCUACAAGUCGGCCAUCAACAACGAGGAGUUGAGGACAGGAAGACCUAGCCACCGCCCGCUAGAUGUGCCUCGGGAAGUAGCCAUCAAGGACCCAGAAACCAGAGAGCUCUUCAUUGACCAUCUCCGCGACUUGCGCGAGGUGUGCGACCAGUACCUUGCCGCAUUCGAGGACCUCAUGCCGAGGCUGCCGUACGGGCUCCGCUUCCUUUGCAGGAGCAUCUUUGAGUCGCUCUGCCAACACUUUUCAGGAGCAGCAGCACCAACUCCUCUUCAUGGUCUCCCACUGGCUCUGGAAGUUCUAUCUUCAACCGGCCCUCACCACUCCCGAGACGACCGGAGUCACGGAGCGGACCCUGAGCCCCUCCAGAAGCGCAACCUCGGAGAGGUAGCCAAGGUACUGAACCAGGUGGCGUCGGGCAGGCUAUUUGGUGGAGAGAACAUUUAUCUCCAGCCCCUCAACGCAUUUGUGAGCGACUCGAUCGAGAGGCUCGGUCACCUCAUGGGCGAGCUCAUCUCGGUGGCGGAUGCGGAAAGGACCUUUGAUAUUGACGAGUUCAAUGAUUUGUACGCCAAGAACAAGCCCACGCUGUACAUCAAGAUGGCGGACGUGUUCGCGAUCCACAACUUGGUGGCUGCGGAGCUCGCGCACAUCUGCCCCAGCAGGGACGACGUGGUGCGGGAGAUUGUACAAGAGCUGGGCAGUGCCAAGAGCAACGAAAACGAGAUGACGGCGACGGGGUCGUCUGAUAUUCAAAUGUUCCUAACGCCUAAGCUACACGACGUGGAUGACCCCGAGGCCGAGGUCAAGGCCCUCUUCAUGGAGACGAAGCGGUGCGUGCUGUACAUCAUCCGCGUGCAACAAGGCCCCAGCCUCCUAGACAUCCUGAUCAAGGCCAUCACUCCCGAGGACGAGGUCAAGUGGCGGGCGUUGCUGCGCGAGGAGUUCUCGAUGGCAAACCGCACCCGUGGGGCAUACUCGGACGCCAACAUGGUGGACGUGACGCGCAUGACGUACCACGAGCUCAAGCGCACGGCGCUGGAGAACGUGCUGCGCCUGGAGCACAUGGGCCGAAUCUCAAAACAGAACCGAUACCAGGACAUCCUGAACGCAAUCGCCUCGGAUAUCCGUACCAAGAGCAGGCGCAGGGUGCAGAGACAGAGGGAGUUAGAGGGUGUCAGGUUGACGCUCACUAACCUCCACGAUAAGGCGAGAUACCUAGAGCUCCAGAAGAAGAGCUACGACGACUACAUUGAGUCGGCAAUGGCGACUUUGCAGAACAAGAAAGGCAAGAAGAAGUUCCUCCUGCCUUUUACGAAACAGUACAACCACCAGAGGGAGCUAGAGCGGAGCGGACGGGUGCCCAAAUUUGGCAGCUUCAAGUACAGCGUGCGCGACCUCGUGGAGAAGGGCGCAGUGGUCGCGUGGAAGGGCGUGAGCGAGCGCGACUGGGACAAGACGGACCUGACCAUCUCGUGCGACGAGGUUGGCGUCUUUGCGUUUGAAGGCUCGCGCAGCCACAUCCAGAUCCCGGGCGCCAGUGCGCUGGUGUCGAUCGAGGACCUCCUGCAGGCGCAGUUUGAGGCGAGGCAGUUUAUGGAUCUGUUUGAGGGGAACCUGAGGCUCAACGUCAACCUGAUACUGCACCUCCUCUACAAGAAGUUUUACAGGACGCAAUAA
Messenger RNA from Parascedosporium putredinis, 4884 nucleotides. The record is from the annotation of a GenBank genome assembly. NCBI's taxonomy places the organism in Eukaryota, Fungi, Ascomycota, Sordariomycetes, Microascales, Microascaceae.